Molecule: messenger RNA, 809 nt
Organism: Neocloeon triangulifer
Lineage: Eukaryota; Metazoa; Arthropoda; Insecta; Ephemeroptera; Baetidae
Product: trypsin Tyr p 3.0101-like
Exons: 6
Coding region: 156-809 (217 amino acids)
Biological process (GO): proteolysis
Molecular function (GO): serine-type endopeptidase activity
Source: RefSeq, a predicted model, not a curated record
AAAGUGCAGUUGCCGACGAUGAGCUCAGCAUCAGCACUACUUCCGAGUUUCCCCCUGACGAAACAACAGAUAAUGCUGUUCAGAUAUCAAGAAAAAGUUUCGCAAAACAGGGUCAAUUUCCUGAGGCAGCAGCCGUGUUUCUUGACGGCCAGUUUAUGUGCUCUGCCUCAAUUAUUGCCGAGGAUGCAGUAAUUACUGCGGCAAUCUGUUUGGGAGCGAUACCUGAAUUAAAACCCGAGGAAGUGAGCGUUGUGGCUGGAAACAUUGACAGGAUGCAGGGUGCAUCCGUGAAAGCGAAGACCAUUAAGAUUCACCCAUUGUUCAGAUAUUACCCACUGCAAACCGUCUUGGAGCACGAUAUUGCUAUAAUUUUACUGUCGGAGCCUUUUAAAGUAGAUGGACAAAAUAUUUCAAAAAUCAAGCUGAUUGAAAAGAGUAAAGCAAAAACUGACUUGACCAACAAGGAAGGAGUGGUAGCUGGAUGGGGCGCAGUAGCGAUGCAAAACAAACUGCUUCAAUACGUGAAUGUGACCAUUUCUAAUCAAACCGCGUGCAAAAAUUAUUAUAAACAGCUUUUGCCUGUGCCGUACAAUUUGGAUCACUACCAAAUGUGUUCUGAAGCAACUGAAGAUUUAUGCAUUGGGGAAAGUGGAGCUGGUUUGAGAGUCAUCUUAGACGCAGAUGACGCGCCGACACUGGUCGGAGUGGCGGAGCCAUCGGCCGACUGUCCUCAUCCCAAGAGGCCAGAAAUUUACACAAGAAUUUCCGAAUAUCUGGACUGGAUAAAUCAGUCUCUGGCAAAUCCUUAG